AUGUAUUCAAUAGGAGGAAAUCCGACAAUAAAAGAGGGCAGGCAUGUCUACACCACAUGGAUGAGCGGAUAUGAACACUUUCUUAAGGCCAACGAUGAAUAUUGUGCACUACUUGAGUGGUUCGAGGAGAAGGAUGUGUGGAUUUCAAACUGGUUCAUAUCAAGACCCGAGGAAUUAGGGGAUGCCUUGAGUUGCAAAUCAAAAUCAAAGGGAUCAUCUAAAGGAAGUAAAGCUAGCAAGGUAAAUGCUGGAAGAGAUAGAGAAGAUAAAGUGAAGAGGACGACAGCCAAUGUUGGGUAUCUAGCAGCUAUCAAGGAGCUAACCAGACGUUAUGGGGAUCCCGAAGUAAUUGUUAAUUCAUAUGUGAAAAAGGUGAUGUCAUGGGUACCAAUUCGACCCAAUGAUCCAAAGGCUCUAGACGAGUUUUCAGUAUACCUUACAGAGUGUAAAGCUGCUACAAACUGUGUUGGUAGUCUCGGUGUGUUAGAAUUCUCAGAAAAUCUCAAGCAUAGUAUGCAAAAACAUAAGGAUGGAAGCAGCACAACGGCCAGAAGGAGGAACAGUGGGAAUGAUACAAUCAGCAGGAAUGAUACAAUCAGCCUCAUUCAGAAAAAGAUGGAGCUUGACGGGCAACUCCGAAGGGAAGAAAUAGAGAGGAAAAGGGAGGAAGAAGAAAGAAGAAGGGCAGAAGAUAGAGAAAGAGAUAGGAGGUAUGAAGCUCUGCAGCAGCAGCAGCUCCAACAACAACAACAACAACUGUACAACAGCAAAUACUCCAACAGCAACAAAAUCAGAUGA
This is a messenger RNA of Anneissia japonica, 798 nucleotides long. RefSeq lists its product as uncharacterized. Lineage: Eukaryota; Metazoa; Echinodermata; Crinoidea; Comatulida; Comatulidae. The transcript has 3 exons. The record is from RefSeq and is a predicted model, not a curated record. Bases 1 to 798 code for a protein of 265 amino acids.